GCACCCUAGAAAGAAACAUCAAACAGAUCAACAUGCUGAAAGAAGUUUGUUUUCUGCUUUUGGCUACAUAUGUGGCUGCCACUUAUAACACUGGCUAUCCUUCAAUUCCUUCAUACCCAUCCUAUCCCAGCUACCCUCCCAGUGGUGGAUACAGGUAUAUAGUGUACAUCCAAUACCUCUACUACCUGUACGUUAUUUACGGACCCAAUUCCGUCCAGUAUCUCCAAUACUACCGAUACUUGGUCCGACUUCAUAUCAUUCCUCAGGGAUUCAACUUCGCACGUGGUGGUUUCCCAGGUGGUAUCGGUGGUUUCCCUGGCGGUAUUGGUAGAUUGCCGGGUGGCAGUGGUGGUUUUCCAGGUGGUAUUGGUGGUCUCCCUGGCGGAAUUGGUGGAUUCCCGGGUGGCAGUGGUGGUUUCCCCGGCGGUAUCGGUGGAUUCCCGGGUGGUAGUGGUGGUUUCCCUGGCGGUAUUGGUGGUGGAAGUCAAAUCAUAGGGGGUGGUAGCGGUAUAAUCCCUAUCGGAGGAGGAUCUAUCCCAAGUGGCGGAUUCCCCUAUGGAGGUGGAAAUCUAGCUGGUGGCCAGCCCCUUGGUGGCGUUGGAGGAGGAUUCCCUUCUGGUGGUAGUGGAUUUCCUCUCAGUAGCGGAGGAAGCUCUUUCAGUGUCUCCAGUGGUAGUUCCUUCCAAAGCAGCGGUCUUGGAGGUGGCUUUGGAAGUGGCCUGGGAGGCAGUUUAGGUGGUGGAUUAGGAGGUCUCAGCGGUAAUCUGGGAGGUAUUGGCAGUGGGCUAGGAGGUCUUGGCGGAGGUCUAGGAGGUGGAUUUGAUGGCCUUGGAAGCGGUAUCGGCGGAGGAUUAGGAGGAGGUCUGGGUGGUGGCCUUGGCGGUGGAUUCGGAGGAAGAAAAAAGCUUGGCUAUUACUGAACUCUCUUCUGACUGACCAAAAUGGAUUUCCUGCUGGAUGUUGAUUUUAUUGUAUCAUGAUAUAUUUGUUUGGUUAAGAAAUAAACAGAGGAUGCAAAU
Molecule: messenger RNA, 1019 nt
Organism: Saccostrea cuccullata (small rock oyster)
Lineage: Eukaryota; Metazoa; Mollusca; Bivalvia; Ostreida; Ostreidae
Exons: 4
Coding region: 33-920 (295 amino acids)
Source: RefSeq, a predicted model, not a curated record